AUGGCGUUGGGGACACAAGGGGCCGAGGAGCUCGAGGUGCUGGAGCGCGAUGCUGCCGAGCCAACUGGCCCGCUCCUACACCGCCUCCUCCUCGUCGGAGCUGAGCGCGGCGAGCAAGGUGGGCUUGUGGCCGGCGGCGCGGGCCUUGGCCUUUGCCCUGGCAAAGCGGCGUGCGGCGGCGGAGCUUGUCGAUGGCUCAUUGGAGCCCUCGAUGCGGCCCUGCAGGCGGAGGGGCUUCACGCCAAAGCCGCCCAUGGACCAUGGACCAGUGCGCUGUGCGCCUCGCAUGCCCACUCGAGGAGAGUGUCGAUGAUGGACGCCGGCGGGUCCAUGCAGUCGCCGGGGAAGAAGCGCUGCCUCGGCAGGCUGCUGCCGUAG
Messenger RNA from Miscanthus lutarioriparius, 378 nucleotides. Lineage: Eukaryota; Viridiplantae; Streptophyta; Magnoliopsida; Poales; Poaceae. The record is from the annotation of a GenBank genome assembly.